Messenger RNA from Cynoglossus semilaevis (tongue sole), 6334 nucleotides. Its product is annotated as protein TASOR-like. NCBI's taxonomy places the organism in Eukaryota, Metazoa, Chordata, Actinopteri, Pleuronectiformes, Cynoglossidae. Gene Ontology annotation, cellular component: nucleoplasm; heterochromatin. Gene Ontology annotation, molecular function: chromatin binding. The record is from RefSeq and is a predicted model, not a curated record. Gene Ontology annotation, biological process: negative regulation of gene expression, epigenetic; protein localization to heterochromatin.
CAGGACAGUACAGUAGAGUACAGUACAGUGCAGUACAGUCAUGUCAUUUCCGGUUUGCUUUUGUUCAAAGAUUUUGACGUUGACCAAACCAUUAACAACAGACCUCCGUCAGUUGAUGCACUUUCCUGCCUCCACCGAUAGUAGGCGCGGAUUCUCUCUUAUAUUCCAAAAGUGACGGCACCUUUUUGCAGUGGAGAAGAACGGUGACGUCACUUUCACAAUGGCGGAGGCUGGGUGAUGAGCAGCGAGUGUGUGCGUGCGUGUGUGUGUGUGUGUGAAGCGGCGCUCUGAUCAGCAGUGCUACCGUGGCCGAACAUGGCCUUGAAUCCCAGCGCAGCGGGGAGAAAGAACUCUGGAUGUACGGAUGCGGCCCUCGUUCAGCCCGGUGCUGACGAGCACCACAAGAAUCCCGCUGCUAGCUCGGCCCAAGCCAACCAAAAUGGCGAUCAGGCUGUCUGUGGAGACGGUGUAAUGCCCGAACAAGAAGCCCUUGAACGGCGCAGGAACCCGCACACAGGCGCCCGGAGCCUCAGCUGUUCUCCCUCCCCGGGACAGAAGCCGAGCGAGGAGCUGCCGCGAAGAAACUUCCAGAUUCCGAGGAAGACGAGAGAACGGAAAGGUCUGUACCAGUUUCUGGCCCCCGACAGCCGAGAGUUCGAGGACCUGCUGAAGAUUGUGUCGUCCUUCUACCUGGACCCAUCGUCUCGUGGCUCCUUCUCCUACUGCAAGGCCCGGCUCAUCAACAACGAACUGCUGAAGAAGGAGUUCAUUGAGAAGCGGAGGGAGAUGAAGCAGGAGGGGCGGACGGAACCAGAACUGUCCGAGUCCUACUGCUUCCUGUAUCCAGACAAGUCCAAGCUCCAUUGGAUCUGUGAGAAGGGUCUCUCUGUCGGACACUCCAAGAUAACCACACUGGGAAAUCCGUCAGUCGGUGUCUACCUCUCCAAAUACUCUGAUUUGUUACAAAUGAAUCCUUUUGAAGUGGGCUCAUCAGGAGACAUCGUUGUUUUCAAAGUCAUGAAGGGUCGAAUCAAGCACGUCCACGAGAACGUGCCAAAGAAGGGGAUCGAACCCACGCCGAAGUUUGACUGUCACCUGUCCAAAAGCGUCAACAGGGUCACGUCGCUGCUGUCCUACAGGGCGUUUGAGUUGACACAGCAAUAUUUUUAUGAGUUUGCCUUUGAGGAGAUCAGGCCGCGGCCGCGCCACAUUUGUCCUUACGCCGUGGUUUCCUUCAAGUUCCAAGACAAAGAGGCUGCUGCGGCUCCUAUGGCUGCUCACAGGUUCAACACACUUUCAUCUGAAGGAAGUCGAAGGAAGCGCUACACUGUGUGGAGCGGUCCGCUGGUCAACAAAGGUCAGGAGUUAUUCCCCAUCAGUCUUCGGUCCUCGUCGCGGCCCUUUCUUCCUUUCAAACUGCCGGACAGACUAGAGGUGAGCUGUGGUAUGACGCUGGAGCAGGUGAAGAGGAAACUGCCCCCUGCUCUGUUCACCAGGGACACCUACAGGAUGUCACAGGAAGUCUCUCAGGGUCGAAUCAAGCACGUCCACGAGAACGUGCCAAAGAAGGGGAUCGAACCCACGCCGAAGUUUGACUGUCACCUGUCCAAAAGCGUCAACAGGGUCACGUCGCUGCUGUCCUACAGGGCGUUUGAGUUGACACAGCAAUAUUUUUAUGAGUUUGCCUUUGAGGAGAUCAGGCCGCGGCCGCGCCACAUUUGUCCUUACGCCGUGGUUUCCUUCAAGUUCCAAGACAAAGAGGCUGCUGCGGCUCCUAUGGCUGCUCACAGGUUCAACACACUUUCAUCUGAAGGAAGUCGAAGGAAGCGCUACACUGUGUGGAGCGGUCCGCUGGUCAACAAAGGUCAGGAGUUAUUCCCCAUCAGUCUUCGGUCCUCGUCGCGGCCCUUUCUUCCUUUCAAACUGCCGGACAGACUAGAGGUGAGCUGUGGUAUGACGCUGGAGCAGGUGAAGAGGAAACUGCCCCCUGCUCUGUUCACCAGGGACACCUACAGGAUGUCACAGGAAGUGAUGAAGUGUGGAAUGUCCUGCAGCCUGUUGGAGGUGGUGGAUGGAAAAGGAAAAGCCUCCAGUGGAAGUCUGGCAGCACUGCUCCACAGGCUGGAGAGAGACCAGAUGGUACUGGUGAAGGCACUGUUUGACAGAGGGUUUCUCUUCCUGCUGUCCUCGGCUCAGAUGAGCGACUCUAAAGAGCGGGCCGGGCCCAGGGAGAAGAACCUGCAGGCCCUGUUCAUCUUUCAAGGAUCCAGAACGGUGGUGAAGUGUUCGUCCAGACGUUCGGACCCCGAGCCCCAACCUGCCGUCCUGUCCUCCGUGGAACCCUUCCUCCCCGCGCUGCACUACGCCCUGAUGAAGCUGCGCUCCAACCCAGGGAAGGACCUGAGCUCCGGGGUGGAGCGCCAGGCCAACGACUACCUGAGCCGCAUGGACUCGGGAACGGCCCGACCGUUCGUCCUGCCUGACUACAAACCUCACGUGGAUGAUCGGGCCGCCCCCCCCCCGGUGCCCAGGCCCAAGUUCAACAUGGAGGCUGUCCUCCGCUCCUACGUCCACAAUCCUGCCAACUACAUGUUACCUCUCACCAGAGUAAAGGACGUCAUGGAGAGGACACGAAGCCCCGCCCCCGCCGCCACGCAGGUCCCCGCCACCGUGGACUACAGCCCAGUUUCAGACUGGGGGGGCUCGGACCGGGGCUCGGACAGAGCGGAGCGGUCUUCAGAGUGGCUGGGGCGGGGGGAAGAAGCGCCCACCGGCGCCGGCGCAGCAGCGGGGGGGGCGGCGGCUGAUGGCAGCAGCAGCAGCGGCGGCAGCAGCAGCAGGCGGAGGCCUGGAUUGGCCAAUUCAAACGGAGCUCAGCGACAGCACAGAGACCAUGUGGACGGUCAGCUGGUCUCUGAUAGGCCACAGGUCUCCAAGGACCAGUACGACAAGAACAAGAUGAAGCAGCUGCUGAAGCUGAUCCAACUCCACAAGAAGACGUUGAUCAAGGACCCCGGUCAGGACAGGGGGGGGGAGGGGGGGGCGUGGGACGGCAGCGCUCUGAAGAGGAAUGCUGAAGGAGCCGAGGGGGGGGGCACCAACAAGCACCAACGCACAGACCCGCUCAGCAACGGGGAGUCCAGUCAAGGCACCUUGGCCGGUGAGGGGGGGGGCAAAGGGGGGCAGGGCGACAAUCUGACCACAGUGAUUGAAAGCAUGGGCAUCUACGACACUGACCUGAGGUCACGGGGCAACAGCAGCGUGAACACUGACACUCAGCGUCUUCUCAAGAUUCUCCUAGCCACGCUCAACAAAGCUGUGACCGGGUCCCCGCCGGUGGCCCCCCACCGCGGAGGGGAGGGGUCCACAGGGUCCGCCACCACGGAGCCCCCCUGCUCUCACGUGGACCACAGUAAAGACGUGGAGCCGGAGGACAUGGACUGUAGUCCCGGCUCCCCGUCCAGUUCUGGCUCCCCCUCAGAGCAGAUUCACCCCCCCCCAGAUGACUCGGCCCGGGCGGAGCCCAGCAGUGAAGAACCAAAGUCCGAGCCCGACCCGGAACCGUCGCUGGAGCCGCCGUCGGACCCCCGGCCGGACCCCCGGCCCGAGGCGGUGGAGCUGACGGAACCAAAGACUCUUGUGUUGGUGGAGGAGAACGUCUCCAUCAGCCUGGACACCAUCGUCCAGCAGGAGCUCCACAGCCUCCACUCCCACAUCAAACACAUCAUGCAGACGCAGCACAUCAGCUACGCCUCCCAGCCGUCUCCACGGCGCCCCCUACGACAGUGCUGGUUACCCAACAGCUCCUUCUCAGAGCUGGUCACGCCCUACUUCUCCCCUGUCUCCAUCCAGGGACACGUGGAGGCCCUGGGGGAGAUGAUGGACAGCACCUCACCCUGUGAUCGGACCAGCUCCGCCCAGGAACCCAUGAAGACUGGGACAGAAGAAGGGGGGGAGGGGGCGGGGGUCUGUUCUCCGUCCCAGAUCAGCAGCUCUCCAGAGACCAAGACCCCGACCCUGGAGAGUGGGCGGGGCCUGUUGACAGGAAGUCUCAUCAGUCAGCUGAAGCCCGAGGUGUUCAGCAGUCUGGUGGAGAUCUUUAAGGACGUCACCAAGAACACGGUCAAGUUCUACAUCCACUCUGAUGACGAGGGAGGGGGGGGGCCCAUCUGUCAGGAGAUAAAGGGCUACCUGAACAGUCUGGGGAACAGUGAGUGUCGUCCACAGACCUUUCUGGAAAACAGCGGCAGUUUGGACAAACUCCUCAUCAUCAUACGGAACGAGGACAUCGCUGCACACGUGCACAAGAUCCCGGCCCUGGUGUCGUUGAAGAAGCUUCCUUCGGUCAGUUUCGCAGGCGUGGAUUCUCUGGACGAUGUGAAGAACCACACCUACAACGAGCUGUUUGUGUCCGGUGGUCUGAUGGUCUCCGACGAGUUUGUCCUGAACCCCGACCUCAUCAACCAGGAGCGUUUGCAGGGACUGCUGCGGUUCCUGGAGGAGCAGAGCACUCCAGAACACCCCUGGCAGUGGAAGGUCCACUGCAAGUCCCAGAAGAAGCUGAAGGAGCUGGGCAGGUUGAACACCAACGCCAUGACUCUGUUGAACCUGCUGACGUCGUACCAGAAGAAGCACCUGGUGGAGUUCCUGCCGUACCACGACUGUGACGCUCAGCUACGUCAGGCUCCAGAUCUGGAGUGUCUCAUCAAACUUCAGGCUCAGCACACGCAACAGCGCCACCUAAUUUUCCUCACAGAGAGACCCUUCGAGAUGUUCCUGCCCUUCUCCAGGAACGGGAUCAUCAUCGCCAGCAUCGAUGACGUCAUGACCGGUUUCCACAGUCUGAUUGGCUCCAUUAAACAGAAUGAGCUGCCCACACCGCCCUCUACUGUGGUCAACGAUGAGUGUGUAGAAGAAGAAGACAUGUCUCUGGACUCUGAUGAUGGAGAGACGUCCACCGCAGCAGAUCCUCCACAGACCCCCCAGGACGUCCAGAAGGAGACGGCUUUACAGCCCCCGCCCCCGGACACAGAGGAGGUCCAACCCCUGCUCCCUGACCUGAAGGUGACGCCGGAGAGCACGCCCGCGACGUCUGAUUUUGGCGCUCUCAAAUCGGCCAUCUCUCAGUUCAAGGCCUCUGCGGACCACGGCGGUUUGUCACCGGGGGGGUUUCCUGUCAACCCCCACCAGAGUUUCCUGUGUCCGUCAGGCGGGUGGUUGUCCUACACCGGCUCCUCCAGCUACCCGGCCUCGCCCUGCAGCGGCACCCAGGAGCAGGAGUAUCGCCCCCCCGCUACGACUCCCGCCGCAGCCCCCGCUGGACCACUAGCUAACCUGGCCUCCUUACCCUUGGAGGUGAAACCCCCCCCUCCACCUCACCUCAUGAUGCUAGGUCACACGUACAGUUCAGACACGGGGGGGGGCGGCUCAGACCGCAGCGACGCGGCCCAGACGGGCUACGUCACAGGCAUUUCUAAAAACCCCACCCAACAGGACAGGACACACAAUGGAGCGGGGGAGGGGGUGUGGGUCACUGCAGGGACCAGCACUGGGGAGGCCUGGUUAGACCUGGGGGGGCUGUCACACACUGGAGACCCCGUGGGGGGCGGGGGUCCGCAGGGUGGUCACGGCGGCCGGACCCGCUCGAAUUGCACUGAAAACCUUGGAGCAUCUGCAUUACUUCCCACGGUGGUCACCAGGGGGGGCUCCGUGGUCGGACCUAAGCAGCCCCCACCUCCAGUGGUCGGUUUGGGGUACGGCGGCAUGGGCAGCGUCCCAGGACCGAUGGACCACGGGCCCACGCGGGGUGCAAUGGUUCCUGGUUCCUUAGGGAGCUACAGAGGGAGGGGGGUCCUACCAGGACUCUGGACUGGUCCUGGUGGAGGACACGACCUGGGGGGUGGGCAUAGCACUGGGCCCUGCUCCUGGGGCUACCCGGCAGGAAGGGGGGGGGCACAGAGCUACUACUCAAACUUCACAAACUCUCACAACUACACCCCUGAGUAGACAAUCAGCAGGACUGGGUGGGGGGGGCACAGGAGGGGUUGUCCCCCGACUGGACCCCCCCCCCCCCGUUGAUUGACAUCAGUGAUAGAACAGUUUUCUACCUUUAAAAUAAAGCUGAUCCAGACAGAGCCCAGUGCCCCCCCCCCCAUCAUCCUGUUCAAACCACUAUAUUUAUAUUUGCCAACCAAUGCCAAUGCCCCCCCCCUCCUGGAGGAUCAUAUUUUUUUAAAGAAAAAACCAACAGAGACAGAGACUUUGGCUGGAUUUCUUUUUUAUUUGAGGUAUUUGGUUUUUCAAAGCUCUAUUAAAAUAAACCGUUUCAAAUCCU